This is a messenger RNA of Penicillium antarcticum, 2625 nucleotides long. RefSeq lists its product as uncharacterized. Lineage: Eukaryota; Fungi; Ascomycota; Eurotiomycetes; Eurotiales; Aspergillaceae. The record is from RefSeq and is a predicted model, not a curated record. The coding region runs from base 1 to 2625 and encodes 874 amino acids. The transcript is spliced from 3 exons.
AUGAAAUCUUCCGAUCGGCUAGGGGGUUUCCCCCACAGACUUCGUGGUCAUCUCCGGGAAGCGCUCUUUUUCGCUUUCGCUGUCGCCAGAUCUCCCCAGGAGCAUAUUGACAUUGCUUGGGCAACUUCACGCAAAUAUUUAUUCUCUGUCAUUUUUAUUUCGCUCGUGUUGUCCAAAUGCUUCCAUAUCUUCGUCCAUCUGAAGUCACUGACGCUUCUCUCCCUUCUCUGGAGCCCCACCUUCUUCUUGGUGGAUAUCAUACUGAUCCUGGUCGCGUGCGGCCUUACCCGGUCGUUUGUAUGGCGGACUACUCGGGACAUAGCAGCUGUGGUCGCUGUAUUAUUCAGUCUUGGUAUAUCUGGAAUGACCGCCGCCAAUAUCUCCUUUUAUGUCCAAACCGGCUUGGAAAUAUACUGGCGGAGAUCGAAGACAUUCCACAAGGAUGUGUCUGCCAAGACUGUUUUGGGCGGGCUGUUCGUCGCAUUCCUCGUCGAGGGAUUGAUUAUGGUUGGUGCAUACUUUGCUACGCCGUAUUUAUACCGUGCUACAGAUGCGCUUCUGCAGAUUUGGGCUUCAGUCUUCUCUGCCGCGUUCAGUCGCUGCCGUCGCAAGAAGCCCUUGCCAGAUCCAGAGGUCUACGAGGAGAUCGCUAUCGAUGACUACGAGGACAGUGACAGCGACUCGGUGGCCCUGCUGGAUACACCCCGGGUGCCGCCCGUGCAGACAACUCAUUCGCUAUUGAAGCGAGCCAUCGUCGUCUUGUGUAGCUCCGUGGUAAUUCUCCUGAGUCUUGUUCGUCCACAGGAUACAGCUUACAGAUACCUCUCUGAGUCCCUACCUUUCGCGCCAUUUGGUGGUCCCAAAUAUCGGCCUGCCCAUGUCACUGCUGCCACAUUACCAGGCUACUUCCCUUUGCUGAAAGACCAUUCUGCUUUGGACCACUUCCCAAAAUUUGACUGGUUACCCGUGGACGAGUCGACAGGUAAAUUCCCGGAUUGGUCGCCAUUCCGCUACCUUGAUUUCAACAGGACCAUCCUAGAAUCCAAGUAUGCACACUAUAACCCGUCGAAAGACCCGUUGCAUAUUCCGAACCUCCAAAACAACAUUUUGGAGCCUCUACGGGACGCCCUUCACAAUGGAAGUGUGAAGAUUAAGCAUGUCAUCCUCGUCAAGUUGGAAAGUACCCGCCAGGACAUCUGGCCUUUCCGCUCCGACUCUUUCAUGAUGGACCUCAUUGAUAAGUCAUACAACAAUGACAGCAUCCCCGAAGACGUCAUGGCCAGACUUUCCAACCUUACCCCCACUGCGGAGAGAUUGACCGGAUUUGAAACGGGAUUCCGUAAGGGUGAAGAGCAUCCUAAGCCCUAUGGUGGCAUCAGUGCAAGCAAAGCUUACACAUCCGGCACCUAUACUUUGAAGAGUAUCACUGGCACUGUUUGUGGUGCCAACCCCAUGGCUGUCGAAAACCAGCUCGAGUACAUGCACGACAUCUACCAGCCUUGCUUGCCGCAGAUAUUCGAAGCAUUGAACCAUCAGCCGAACACCACCGCUGAGGGCGAUGAUUGGACUUCCUGGCCUUGGCACACUAUGUGGAUGCAAUCGCACUACGGUACCUGGGAUAAGCAGGAGCGCCUCACUCCUCAUCUCGGCUACAAAGACAUCAUGACACGGGAGUCUAUCAACGAUAAUGGGAGAAAGUACAUUCCAGAAGAGAAUGAGGAGGAAACACACCAUGGCCAUGAGGACAAGGUCCUGAGGAACUACAUCCGUGAUCUGUUUGCCGAUGCCAAAAAGAACAACACUCGCCUCUUCCUCAGUCAUCUGACCCACAACACCCACACUCCUUAUUUCAUCCCCGGUGAAUAUGAGGAAAUGAUGGGCGAUGCGGAUUCCGGUCUCAAUCAGAAGAUAAGCAGACAUCUCAACACCAUGCACUACCAAGACCAGUGGAUUGCCGAGAUUCUCGAGGUGCUCGAAGAAGCCGGCGUCGCAGACGAGACUCUCCUUAUCAUGGCCGGUGACCACGGUCUAUCACUUCCAAAUGACGGUGGUAUCACGGCCUGGCAUGAUCCUCACGUUGCUAGUUUCCAUGUGCCUCUGUUCUUCUCCCACCCUAAGAUGCCCCAAAUCGAAGUCGACAGCCCUGUCCUCUCCACACAAAUCCUUCCCACUCUCUUGGAUCUUCUAAUUGAAACGGGCUCCAUGGAUGAACAGUCGACAAAGAUCCUCAACGACCUGCUGCCCUUGUACGAAGGCCAGUCAAUGCUACGUCCGCUGAUUACCGAGCAAGACGGCAAGCAAGAAUGGCAUUUCUCUACCAUGAACCCCGGAGGAACAUGGGUUUCCAUGCGAUCCGCCGCCCAGCCGUACCGCCUGGUUGUGCCCCUGGUGGCUGACGCGCCGUGGCGGUUCACUAACGUCGUCGAAGAUCCCUUUGAGCUGUCUCCUCAGGAAGACCUUGAUGUUGUCACUCUGGUUGACGUCGUGCAAAACACUGCUGGCGUCGCUGCAGCCAAGUGGCUGAAUGAGGCUGCGCAUGUGGCUCAGUGGUGGAUUUUGGAAAACAGACGCCGCUGGAAGUAUGAUCCUGAGAACCCAGAGUCGCCCAAUGGGUUGAUUAUUUGA